UGGAACAUCACGAGCCCACGAUGACUCAACAGACUGAGCAGCGGCGGAAGGGCACGGCCAAGGGAUAACUCGCUCCCAUCAGGACCACUGACAGCUGGACUUCCUCGCUCCGCCCACUGGCUUCAUCCCUCGAUCCUAUUGCAUACAAAGUUAUCAGUCAUUCAAGCGGCCCUUCCUUAUUGGCUGAAAUCUAGUUAACCUGGCAACAGUAUGCUAUUUCAGAGACUUUCCAACGCGCCUUGUGAAUUCCUCUUCUACGCUUCAGUGGCUUCCGAGAGCGAGUUGCUAUUGGUUCGAUUGCUUGUCGGUCAGAAGGGCUGGACUUCUGGUUUCCGCAACAACCUCCAUCUCUACUUGAGAUGGGCAGUCUAGUCAUACUCUGUUCCGCCUGCCGAGCGCGUUCCAAGUUGCGAUUGGUUGGAGCGAGAAAGGCGCCGUGUGCGGCGGCGGCCAUGUUUGUUACUGGUGUUGGCUGCGAUUGAGUCACUAGGGCGUGGCACCGUGCCCGAGCCUCGCUCCCCCCAUCUCUGUAUUGUUAUCGCCACUGCCUCACCUCCUCCUUUCUGCCGCUCCUCACACGGGUGGCGCACUUGUCUCUCAGCCGGCGACAUAAGGCGCAGUUUCCCUGUUCUGCCGCUGCCGGGUGUAGCCAGUGCCGUCUCCCGCCAUGGAUGAGCAAUCUCCAGACAUUUCCUCCAGUCACUCGGGGGACGAGAGGAGGGAGCCGGCUCAGCCGGGGGAGAGGAAGCCUUGGGAUGAUUUCGAUGACGUGCUGGACCUGACCGGGGGAGCGGGACAAUUCUCUCAGCCGUUCUCUGGAUCCCACCCGGCCCGGGACAUUGAGGAGGAGGAGGAGGAUGAGGAAGAGGAGAGGGGCGCUUGGAAGGACAGUCUGGAGCCUUCGCCCGUAGAGGAAGAGCCCGGCAGCAUCGACAGCAUCAGCCCCGUGUCCCCCCACUCCCCCGCCGUGCCCAGCGCCCCCAUGGAGGAGCCCGAGAGGCCGCCAGCGCCGUGUACUGCCCCCUCCGGAUCUGUGGAUGAGAACCUUUUCCCUCUUCCUGCUGCAUCUGCGCACCUGAUGCACGCCUCUGCAGACAAAAUAAUGGAGCCUUAUAGCACUGUAUCUACUGGCCAAGAGGAAUUUGCAUCUGUGCUGCUUCAGUCUACUGCUUCCCUCUCUUCUUUGCCUUCUCUGUCCACUGAUUCUUCUAAAGAGCAUGCAGAAACUGUCGCUUUUCCUACUGGCUUAGCUGCCACUGAAGCUUUGCAAGAACCCACCGAUAACAUGUAUAGCGUAUCGAGGAUCACCGGUCAUUUACCAUUAUCCGAUAAUUUAGAAACUAAAGCUUUAGACCAAGUUAAAGAAGAGGUGAUCUUUUCCGAGAAGGGUUAUGUAGUUGAUCAUCCAACAUCACAACAAGAGACCAUCUCUGAAGAGCAUGCUAAGUUGUAUUCCCAGUCUGCUAAAGAGAUGUUUUCAGGUAUGCUUCAGUCUGUUGCACCUCCUCAUGAAGAGUUUACUGAUAUCAAGGAAGUCUAUGAUCCGUACGUUGACUUCAAACCGUUCAUGAGUUCAAAGUCAGGUGAUGUUGGCUAUGAAGUGAGUGAUGUUGCAGAAAAAUUUCAAGUUGAUGUUGGCCGUCUAAACUUAGAAAGCGCAGUAAAGCAUGAGGAGAAAUCUAGUGAAGAGAUGGAAAUUGACUCCAUUUCAGAUGAUAUUUCUCCAUUGACACCUGAACUUUUACCAGAUUCCACAGACUAUGAUAUGUUUGCUACUGUGGAGCAAAACAUUCCUUUUUCUUUCGGGGGAGGCCAUGUGGCUGGAAAUAAAACAGAUGAAAAAAAGAUUGAAGAUAUUGAAGCUCAGAAAACCUCUGUGGGUUUUGGUUUGAAAGUUGCAACAGUCAAUCCAUUCUAUAAUGAAUCAGCCCAAGAAAGUGAGUAUGUUACAACUCAUGUUGCAACCCAUGUUUCCACCAAACCAGAGGGUCCAACGCCAGAUAUUGUACAGGAAGCCUAUGAGAGUGAGGCUUAUGAUACUGGAAUACCAAAGCAAACGUAUGAAUCAAAUGUUGAUUUAGUCCAGACAGCUGCUAAUUCUGUGCAGGAAAAAGUCAGCCCUACAGCACAAGCUCCUGCACUCCUUGAAGAGACUGACUCUGUCUCUUCACCAGUUUUGCCUGAUAUUGUCAUGGAGGCACCUUUGGCUUCUGCUUUAGAAACAGUUGCUCUUAAACCAGAUAUAUCUCCAGUAGGUAUUAAGCCUCCUGCCCGAGUUGAAAAGACCAAGGCUGAACCUGAAAAGCCACCAUCCUAUGAAGAAGCUGUAACUGAAGUGUUGCAAAAUCAGGACCUUGCUGCUGCUUUAGGGGGCUCCAAACAAGGAGCAGUGGUUGAAGAAACCGAAACACCCUAUAUAUCCAUAGCCUGUGACUUGAUAAAGGGAACCGAAUCUGUUGCCUCCGGUUUUACAGAGUUUUCUAAACUUAAGCAGAAUGAGUUUGAGUCACAGUUCAUGGAGCCCUCCGAUGAAAGCUCACCAGAUUCUGAGUGCAGCGAACCUUCGUACAAGCAAUGGGAUUCUGAAGUUGUCCAGAAAGAGGCUUUCUCUAUUAAAACAGAAAGUGUAAAUGCACAAAGCAUCAUUAUUCCAGAACAAAAACAAGUAUUCGAUCAAAAAUCAGAAGAGUCUUCUCCAUCCAAAUCUUAUUUAGACUCUUUCCAACCUGAGAUUUGUGUUUCUAAAGAUACUUCUGAUCUCUUUGCAAAGGGACUAACUACUCUGCUGCAAGAGAAGCCUCUACAGAUGGAAGAAUUGGAUGAAGGUCUCUCUUUGGAAAAAUUACCCUGUACAAAAUAUUCACCAGUGAGUGAGAGUCCAGAGCCCAGGCCAUCCCCAGUUCCAGAAGAUCUGAGUUCUAAACUUGGUGACAUUCAGAAGGAAGUGCUAAUUGCCAAGCAACCCGAAGACAAGGUUCAGAAAAAUAAAUCCAACCUUGACUUUGUGCCAGAAAACAUAGAAUUUACCCCAGCUGUUCAGAAGCCUGAUGACUCUGGUAAAGCCGUCUCUGAUACUUUUGGUGGGGUAGAUACCACCACUAAGGGUGGUUCAGCAGUUCAUGAAGUAAAAGUCGAUAAACCUAAACCCCCUUCGAAGGAAGAUGAUGGUUCCAAACUUCCUAAAAAAGAAAGCAAAGCUUCUACAGUAUCCUCGUCUGAUUUCAUGAAUUCAGUUGUCGACCUUAUUUACUGGCGGGACAUUAAGAGAUCCGGAGUGGUGUUUGGGGCAAGCUUGUUCCUCCUGCUCUCUCUGAGUGUGUUCAGUAUUGUCAGCGUGCUCGCUUAUAUUGCCCUGGCCCUGCUCUCAGUCACCAUCAGUUUAAGGAUAUACAAAGGGAUUCUGCAGGCCAUCCAGAAGUCAGAGGAAGGACACCCAUUCAGAUCCAUCUUGGAGUCCAACCUGGCGGUGCCAGAGGAUCUGGUCCAGAAAUACUGCAAUGUGGCCCUGAACCAUGUCAACUGCACAGUCAAGGAGCUGCGGCACCUCUUCCUUGUAGAAGACCUGGUGGAUUCCCUGAAGUUUGCAGUAUUGAUGUGGGUCUUCACCUAUAUUGGUGCCUUGUUCAAUGGUCUCACCCUGCUCAUUGUGGCACUGAUUUCCCUGUUCAGUAUUCCUGUCAUUUAUGAAAGGCAUCAGACUCAAGUGGAUCACUACCUGGCACUCGUAAACAAGAAUCUCAAGAGCACAUCAGACCUGAUUCUCUCUAAAGUUCCCGGGCUGAAACGCAAAGCUGAAUAGAAGCCAUUGACUGUAUAAAUAGGAGCCUCAGCAUUGGAGCAUUGGGAUAACGCUGCCGGGGGUUGGGGGGACACCUUGACGUCACUGAUUUUUUUUUUUGUUUUGUUUUAUUUUUUUGUUUUGUUUUUUUUAAAGCAGUGGCGCAGUGUUUAUGGGAGAAUAAAUGCAAGCGUUUUACUGGCACGUGUUUCUUUGGGAGUAUUGUGAGCUGCUGUGUUUGGGUUUGAGACUCUUUCCCUGUUCCUGGUGUGAUUAAUCCAGAGGAGUCUGCGCAUGCUGUAUAUUGCGCUUCCAUUGCACUGCGUGUGUGUGCGCUCAUUCACUAAAUGGGUAAAAACCGAAUCUGCUCUCCCCUCAGUGCUGAACGGCCUCCAGUAAUGGGAGGUUCCGGCCCGUAACUCGCUUGUGUCGCUCUCUUGUGAUUUGACUCUUUUACUCUCACUUGCCAACAUCUGUAUCGUCCCUUCAGCCUGUCGCUUCACUCACUUGUCAUAAUGAGCGUUUUUUUAUUUUAGAGAGGCCGAUCUAAGCGCUAGCUCUGUAGCACAUGCGUGUCUAGAAACACUAUUGUCUGGUAAGACUGGGGGGGGGGGUAGGGUUAAGGUUAGGGGUUUGCACAAGGAGAGUCACUUUUCCUGUGAAAUGAAAUGAUGCAGAUUUAUGUGAAACUUUGUGUUGCAAGAAUGUGACAUGUGUAACCGCUGCUGAAAUGCGCCGACGCAACUCUUGGAAUGCCUUGUGAUAUGUACAACCAGAAACCAAUAAACGCUUGUAGAACUUAA
Molecule: messenger RNA, 4581 nt
Organism: Xenopus laevis (African clawed frog)
Lineage: Eukaryota; Metazoa; Chordata; Amphibia; Anura; Pipidae
Gene: rtn4.S
Product: reticulon 4 S homeolog
Exons: 9
Coding region: 668-3799 (1043 amino acids)
Biological process (GO): neuron differentiation; endoplasmic reticulum tubular network formation; brain development
Cellular component (GO): membrane; endoplasmic reticulum membrane; postsynaptic density
Source: RefSeq, a predicted model, not a curated record